Molecule: messenger RNA, 1070 nt
Organism: Impatiens glandulifera
Lineage: Eukaryota; Viridiplantae; Streptophyta; Magnoliopsida; Ericales; Balsaminaceae
Product: 40S ribosomal protein S4-3
Exons: 5
Coding region: 99-893 (264 amino acids)
Biological process (GO): translation
Cellular component (GO): cytosolic small ribosomal subunit; ribosome
Molecular function (GO): RNA binding; structural constituent of ribosome
Source: RefSeq, a predicted model, not a curated record
CAGACUUCCUAGGGUUUCAAUCUUCCUGUCGCCUCCACCUGCUAGAGAAGAAAGCAGGCACUGUGAGAAGAGCUCCUCUUUGACCUAGCUAAUUCAACAUGGCAAGAGGUUUGAAGAAACAUUUGAAGAGGCUCAAUGCUCCCAAGCAUUGGAUGCUUGACAAACUUGGUGGUGCAUUUGCUCCCAAACCAUCAUCUGGUCCCCAUAAGUCAAGGGAAUGUCUUCCAUUGAUCCUUAUUUUGCGAAACAGAUUGAAGUAUGCUUUGACAUAUGGUGAGGUUGUAUCAAUUGUGAUGCAACGUCAUAUUCUUGUUGAUGGGAAAGUUAGGACUGAUAAGACCUACCCUGCUGGUUUUAUGGAUGUUGUAUCGAUCCCUAAGACAAAUGAGAACUUCCGUCUCCUUUAUGAUACUAAAGGUCGCUUCAGACUUCACUCCAUCAGGGAUGAUGAGGCCAAGUAUAAGCUAUGCAAAGUUAGGUCAGUCCAGUUCGGUCAGAAGGGAAUUCCAUACAUCAAUACCUACGAUGGUCGUACAAUUCGCUACCCCGACCCUCUAAUCAAGGCCAAUGACACCAUCAAGUUUGACUUAGAAUCAAACAAGAUUGUCGACUUCAUCAAAUUCGACGUUGGGAAUGUUGUGAUGGUGACUGGAGGAAGGAACAGGGGGCGUGUGGGUGUGAUCAAGAACAGGGAGAAGCAUAAGGGAAGUUUCGAAACUAUUCACGUUCAGGAUUCUACCGGUCAUGAAUUUGCUACCCGUUUGGGAAAUGUGUUCACAAUUGGUAAAGGAUCGAAGCCAUGGGUGUCUCUUCCUAAAGGUAAGGGAAUUAAGUUGUCGAUUAUUGAGGAGGCUAAGAAGAGGCUUGCGGCUCAAACCGGAGCCACUGCUUAAUGUAAUGAAGAAUUUGUUGGUGUUUUUGAAUUUUAAGUGCUGGUUAUGAACACUUUGAGUGAUUUUUCAUUUUCUGCUUAAUCUGGAUUUUUGCUUCUUUGAUUAGUAGUAAUACAUUGUUGUUAGAGUAACAUUUUUGGUUAAUGUUAUUUAUAUUCUAUAUUGUUAUUCAUCUUA